AUGUCGAAAAUUGAGUUGGUGAUUUUUGCAUUAAUUGUGCUGGCCAAGGAAUCUAGCUCUCAGCAAUGCCCAUGUAAGUACAGUUUUGGUAUUAAAUUUCUUUUUUGGCGCUGAAUUUCCUUAUUGACACUGAAAUUUUUUGCACUGUAUUUCGAUAAAAUUGCACUGCUCUUAUAGUCAGUCAGAAACGAGUAUUUGUUUCAUUGUAAUUGAGAGUAAUUAUAUUAUUGUCGACAAAACAAAACUAUUAGCUGCACUAAAGCAAAUACAACAAAUUUUAAAACAAAAAUUAGUUUUGCUUGCGCUGUUAUACUUGAUAAGAAUAUAACAAUGUAUACGCUAUAGCUUUGAAUUUGGCAACACAAAUUUGAGAGUUUUUUUCAAAGGAAUUAAAUGGUAAUAAAGAUAUAUCAUUUGGGUUGCAUCGCAAGCGCCAUUUAUCGAUACUUAAAAUUCCUUAAAUAAUCCGUAUAUCGUACUUGUAGGUAAUGAUGGCUUGAACUUUGUUGGUGACAACGUGAACGAAUACGGCAUAUCCCGAGGAUUAGAGAAGUCGUUAACUGCCGUCACUGCGUGUUUUUGGAUGAACAUUUCUCCCUGUUAUGCAGAAGAUCAUGGACCAACUAUUUUGUCGUAUGCAACCCACCAGUCAGAUAAUGAGCUAAUCAUUUGGGUUAAGCCAACCCUAAAAGUGGCUCGCGGAAGUGUAUGGGCUGA
Molecule: messenger RNA, 717 nt
Organism: Paramuricea clavata
Lineage: Eukaryota; Metazoa; Cnidaria; Anthozoa; Malacalcyonacea; Plexauridae
Source: the annotation of a GenBank genome assembly